Molecule: messenger RNA, 1478 nt
Organism: Artibeus jamaicensis (Jamaican fruit-eating bat)
Lineage: Eukaryota; Metazoa; Chordata; Mammalia; Chiroptera; Phyllostomidae
Gene: GUCA1A
Product: guanylate cyclase activator 1A
Exons: 5
Coding region: 309-917 (202 amino acids)
Biological process (GO): visual perception; positive regulation of guanylate cyclase activity
Cellular component (GO): cone photoreceptor outer segment; photoreceptor inner segment
Molecular function (GO): calcium ion binding; calcium sensitive guanylate cyclase activator activity
Source: RefSeq, a predicted model, not a curated record
GGAGACAGCAAACUGGGCAGCAGUUCCCAUUGGCUGUAAGGAUCUCCCGGGGACUUGUGCACUGCUUCUCUGGCAGCCCCUGGAUUUGGGUGUAGGCUCGCUCGACCCCACACCUUGUUCCUCCUGCUCACCUCCUCCCGACAUUUCCCUGCACUUGCUUGCUCAGGUCCUUCCUUGCUCAGAUCUGGAGAACUCAGGCCUGUGAGCCAGGAGGGCCCAGUUCCAAAAAGCCAAGCCACUGUCGUGCAGGGAGCAGAGGGUCACAGGACUUGUCCAUCUUGGGCGUCAGCCCCCCACAGGCCUGGACAAUGGGCAACGUGAUGGAAGGCAAGUCGGUGGAAGAGCUGAGCAGCACUGAGUGCCACCAGUGGUACAAGAAGUUCAUGACCGAGUGCCCCUCCGGCCAGCUCACCCUCUACGAGUUCCGUCAGAUCUUUGGCCUCAAGAACCUGAGCCCAUCGACCAGCCAGUAUGUGGAGCAGAUGUUCGAGACCUUUGACUUCAACAAAGACGGCUACAUCGACUUCAUGGAGUACGUGGCGGCGCUCAGCCUGGUCCUCAAGGGGAAGGUGGAACAGAAGUUGCGCUGGUACUUCAAGCUCUACGACGUGGACGGCAACGGAUGCAUUGACCGCGACGAGCUGCUCACCAUCAUCCAGGCCAUCCGAGCCAUCAACCCCUGCAGCGACUCCGCCAUGAGUGCAGAGGAGUUCACCGAUACUGUGUUCUCCAAGAUCGAUGUCAACGGGGAUGGGGAGCUGUCCCUGGAGGAGUUCAUGGAGGGCGUCCAGAAGGACCAGAUGCUCCUGGACACGCUGACAAGAAGCCUGGACCUCACCAGCAUUGUGCGCCGGCUGCAGAACGGAGAACAGGACCAGGAGGGGGCUGGCGGUGGGGCGGCUGAGGCCGCCGGCUGAGCCACCGCCGGGAAGCUUCCGUGCUGGGGAGCGGGCGUGCGGUGGUGCUGGCUGUUAUACUAGAUAGCGUCUACUGCACUCAGAGGCCCAGGCCGCCUCUCCGGGCUGCGAGGCGGUGGCACAGGAGCAGUGGUGGGAGUCCAGAGGUGGGGACGGUGAAGCUGCUUCUGAAUCUCAGUGUGACUCAGCUGGUGGUGACUGCUUCCUGCCAGCAGCAGCCCCUCAACACCCCUGCGCCCUCGGGCUUCUCCUGGCCCCUCUGGAGGCUCCCCCAGCCCCACCCUCUUCUAGAGGUGGAAGCUCUGAGGCAGAGCUGAGCUUUCCUGGGACUCUGAUGGAACCCCCCAAGUCUCCGUCCUGGUGCCUCAAGGAGCCCAGGACCUGCGGCCUGCCUGUAUGGUUUGCACUGAUUCCUCCCUCAUUCAUUGAACAAGCAUUUAUCUAACGCCUACUAUGUACUAACGCCAGAUGUUAGAUGUGCAGAGGAAAGGACCCUUCUCAUCAUCAGUGAACUGCCAGGCUAAACGUCAUUAUAAUAAAACAUGCUAAGGGAAGCCGUGA